Molecule: messenger RNA, 453 nt
Organism: Schistocerca americana (American grasshopper)
Lineage: Eukaryota; Metazoa; Arthropoda; Insecta; Orthoptera; Acrididae
Exons: 3
Coding region: 1-453 (150 amino acids)
Source: RefSeq, a predicted model, not a curated record
AUGUGCCCAAAUAAUUACAGACCUGUUAGCCUCCUUCCCACUUUUUCGAAGAUCAUAGAAAGAAUAAUAUUUGUUAGGUUAAUGGCAUUUUUUGAUAAAAACUCUAUCAUAAAUGGUAGACAGUUUGGGUUCCAGAAGGGAAAAUCUACAGUGUCAGCUGCAUUUCAACUUAUUAAUAUAAUCUCUGCAGGCCUAGAUCAAGAUGACACAACAAGAAUAACUGUGAGACCGAGCUUACAGGAGGCCAUAAGUAAAAGUAAUCAAACAGUUGAAAUAAUCACCCACUGGCUUGAAGUGAAUAGAUUAAUUCUCAAUUAUGAGAAAACUAAUGCAAUCCUAUUUAGGAACAACAAAAGAAAAACAAGGAUCACUGAGGACAGUUGGUUAAGAUCUAAAGAUCAUAUUUCCAAUAUAAGGAAUAAAAUUAGCAGUGCUGUUUUUGCUCUGAGAUAA